Puccinia graminis f. sp. tritici CRL 75-36-700-3 is the source of this 963-nucleotide messenger RNA. RefSeq lists its product as uncharacterized. The transcript has a single exon. The record is from RefSeq and is a predicted model, not a curated record. NCBI's taxonomy places the organism in Eukaryota, Fungi, Basidiomycota, Pucciniomycetes, Pucciniales, Pucciniaceae. The coding region runs from base 1 to 963 and encodes 320 amino acids.
AUGGAAUCAGAAUUCGAUGUAGUCAAGAUAUUUAGGUGGGUCGAUGAUAAUCUUUUCGUAAAAACCAGAGACUCGACUUGCAAUAUGAACACCGUAGCGAAACGGUCAGUCAAACUUGGAGUGGCUACCAGUGUAGAAAAAUGCACGGAGUUUGCGGCAGAACAAAAGUUUAUUGGUUUCGUGUGGAACGGAAACAAAAAGACGGUUAGAUUUCCAGAAGCCAAGUUACAACAACAGAAAGAACAGAUUUCAGAAUUUUUGCAACCAGGUCGGGAGUUCAAGUUCACGGAUGCGGAAAUUUUGGCCGGAAGGUUGAAUCACGUCUUGCUGUUGCUGCCGCAACUCAGGUCUUAUUCAAGAAGCGUGUAUAGAUGGAUGAAUGAAUGGAAGAAAAAGUGGGCGACGAGAACAGUUCCGAAGGACGUGCUCGAAGAUUUGUUGUUUUGGUUGACGACCCUCAAUGAUUACGCACAUACAAGGCUGUGCCCAUUAGUGGACCCUAUGGAAAUUAACUGGGGAGGGGACGCGUCGACAAGUUUUGGAAUAGGUGUGCUCAUAGGGAAAAGGUGGGCUCAACUGAGGCUAAAGGAAAAUUGGUCGAACACGCAACCGAAACAAACCAUUGCGUUGUUAGAAACGGUUGCCAUAAGAAUAGGUAUCCUAAUGUUUCUGGCCAUAGGAGUAGGUUUAAAGGGUCGGAAUUUUAUCAUUUGGACGGAUAAUACAACGACGGAAAAUGUUCUUCGAUCUAGGAAAUCGAACGAUUUCCAUUCAAAUCACGAAUGGAAGCAAAUCCAGGAGUUGCUAAUACGCAAAGAUGUUGACAUAACACCCCUAAGGGUAACUUCCAAGGAUAAUGUUUCAGACAGUCUGUCAAGAGGGGUCCAAUAUCCCCAUGUAUCCAAAAACAGGGUUUGGCUAGACAUUGCAGAAGAUCUAUCACCCUUCAUGUUCCAUGUGUAG